Vigna angularis (adzuki bean) is the source of this 1304-nucleotide messenger RNA. RefSeq lists its product as uncharacterized. Gene Ontology annotation, biological process: endoplasmic reticulum to Golgi vesicle-mediated transport; vesicle fusion with Golgi apparatus. The record is from RefSeq and is a predicted model, not a curated record. Lineage: Eukaryota; Viridiplantae; Streptophyta; Magnoliopsida; Fabales; Fabaceae. Gene Ontology annotation, cellular component: membrane; trans-Golgi network. Bases 209 to 949 code for a protein of 246 amino acids. The transcript is spliced from 2 exons.
ACGUUUUCAAUUCCUUUAAGCGUUUAGGGUCCAUCCCAUCAAGUAAACGUCACCGAAUCGAAAGAAGCCACGAAAAAGGUUCCAAUAUCGCCGUGGUCGCUUCUGCACUCAGAAUAGAACAACGACAAACCCCAAAUUCAUAGAUCGAACCUUCUCAAAACCCUAAUUCCACCGCGAAAUUAUUUUCCUUCAACCAGAUCUCAAUCCCAUGGCCAAUAAAGAGUUCAAAGUCCCGCCGGUGGCUUUCCCCUCCGCCGGAAAUCCCGGCGGCGCGGCACCAAACAUCCAGCAGCGGCGCAUGCCCGCGCCGCCCUUCCAACCGAACUCCGGCAUUCCAUUCAUGUCCUUCGACAUAGGCUCCGCCACGGCGUCCACCUCCUCGGGACCAAUCUACACCGGCCCCUCUAUUGGGGGCGGUGGCUCCGCCAACUUCGACGAUGAGGAGCCCCUUCUCGACGAGCUCGGGAUCCACCCGGACCAAAUCUGGAGCAAAAUCAGAUCUGUUCUGAAUCCGUUUCGCGUCAACCACACGGUUCACAAAGACUCGGAUCUAUCAGGUCCAAUCCUCCUCUACAUGUCAUUUUGCCUCUUCCAAUUGCUCGCGGGAAAGAUCCAAUUUGGCGUGAUCCUGGGCUGGAUCGUUGUCUCUUCCAUUUUCCUUUAUUUCGUUUUCAAUAUGCUAGCCGGUCGAACAGGUAAUCUCGACCUGCACACCUGCACCAGUGUCGUCGGUUACUGUAUGUUGCCGGUGGUUAUUUUCUCCGCGCUCUCGCUCUUCUUACCGGUCGACGGGGUCAUUCGCCUUUCGGUCGCUGCGAUUUUCGUGCUGUGGGCCACGAGGGCUUCCACGGGUCUCGUCGUGUCGCUCGCUGAUGGCGGUGAUGAACAUCGAGGAUUGAUUGCGUUAUUGGUAAAUCUUCUUGCAAUCACGGUGUUUGUAUGUGACUGAGUGGUGCUAGAACGAAGCUCACAAGUUAUUAGCAAGCGAAUCGUGUGCUUAUCUAAAUUAGAGGUGGGUGUGCUUAGGUAAAUGAUAAACUCAUACAAUAUUACUAGUAUUAUUCUCCAAUUAGAAUUAGAGUUGGAGUUUCGCUUAAGUAAUCCACGUAAUAAAGGAUUUUGUACCGAGGUGACACUCCAAAUUGAACUAGAUAAAGAUACUAUCCAUACUAUAGUACUACAUCUAAGUUUUGUCUUUUAGGUAAAUAGCUUAAUCAGCAGCUGUUGAGCUGUUUGGUGUAAACAACUUGUACUUGUUUAUAAGUUAAUUUUUGUAAAGAGGAAAUAGGGUCAAAUUUUUUUCA